Molecule: messenger RNA, 1452 nt
Organism: Argentina anserina (silverweed cinquefoil)
Lineage: Eukaryota; Viridiplantae; Streptophyta; Magnoliopsida; Rosales; Rosaceae
Product: 60S ribosomal protein L4
Exons: 2
Coding region: 62-1285 (407 amino acids)
Biological process (GO): translation
Cellular component (GO): cytosolic large ribosomal subunit; ribosome
Molecular function (GO): structural constituent of ribosome; RNA binding
Source: RefSeq, a predicted model, not a curated record
AACCCUCACUUUCACUCUCCCUCUCUCUCUCUCUGUCAAACCCCAAACCCCCUCAAACCCAAUGGCCGCCGUCGCCGCCAUACGCCCCUUGGUCUCCGUCCAAGCCGUCGAAGGUGACAUGGCCACCGACCAGUGCCCCACCGUCGCCCUCCCCGACGUCAUGAAGGCCGCGAUCCGACCCGACAUCGUCACCUUCGUCCACUCCAACAUUUCCAAGAACAGCCGCCAGGCCUACGCCGUCUCCAAGAAGGCCGGCCACCAGACCUCCGCCGAGUCCUGGGGUACCGGCCGCGCCGUCUCCCGUAUCCCCCGUGUCCCCGGCGGCGGUACCCACCGCGCCGGCCAGGCCGCCUUCGGAAACAUGUGCCGCGGCGGCCGGAUGUUCGCCCCCACCAAGAUCUGGCGCCGCUGGCACCGCAAGAUCAACGUCAACCAGAAGCGCUACGCCGUCGUCUCGGCCAUCGCCGCCUCCUCGGUGCCGUCUCUGGUCACCGCCAGGGGCCACAAGAUUGAGAAUGUUCCCGAGUUGCCACUGGUGAUCAGCGACACGGCGGAGGGAGUCGAGAAGACCUCGGCGGCGAUGAAGCUGCUGAAGCAAAUCGGGGCUUAUGAUGACGCCGAGAAGGCCAAGGACAGCCACUCGAUUCGGCCCGGGAAGGGUAAGAUGAGGAACAGGAGGUACAUCAACAGGAAGGGCCCGCUGAUUGUUUACGGCACCGAGGGGGCCAAGCUUGUGAAUGCCUUCAGGAACAUCCCCGGAGUCGAUGUCAUCAAUGUGGAGAGGCUCAACCUCCUCAAGCUCGCGCCUGGCGGGCAUUUGGGGCGGUUUGUUAUCUGGACCAAGUGCGCUUUCGAGAAGCUGGACUCCAUCUACGGGUCGUUUGAUAAGCCUUCGGAGAAGAAGAAGGGGUAUGUGCUGCCCAGGGCUAAGAUGGUCAAUGCUGACCUUGCUAGGAUUAUCAACUCCGACGAGGUGCAGUCUGUUGUCAGGCCUAUUAAGAAGGAGGUUAAGAGGGCACCACUGAAGAAGAACCCGCUCAAGAAUCUCAACACCAUGCUAAGGCUAAACCCCUAUGCUAAGACUGCCAAGAGGAUGGCCUUGUUGGCUGAGGAACAGAGGCUUAAGUCCAAGAAGGAGAAGCUCGACAGGAAGAGGAAGAUUGUUUCUAAGGAGCAAGCUACUACCAUCAAGGCAGCUGGAAAAGCAUGGUACAAAACUAUGAUCUCUGACAGUGAUUACACCGAGUUUGACGUCUUCCAGAAGUGGCUUGGUGUAUCCCAGUAAUUUUCUUUAUUUUGUUAUGAUUUGGUCUUUAUCUGUAUGUGGGAGGAAAUAUGUUUUUCCUCUAAGAUUUUGUCUUGCUGGAAUCAUAUCACUAGUUAUAUUUUUCACUUUUGUUUGAUGACAAUGUUAGCUACUUUGGUUUGGUUAUUUAUUCUCCAGUUUAACUU